This is a messenger RNA of Thelazia callipaeda (thelaziosis nematode), 921 nucleotides long. The record is from the annotation of a GenBank genome assembly. Lineage: Eukaryota; Metazoa; Nematoda; Chromadorea; Rhabditida; Thelaziidae.
AUGUCGCGCAGUAUACUACAAGCAAUGUGCAUUUGUUUGCAUUUGCUGCUACACAUUGAGCACUGUCAAACUUGCAUGGCAACUCAUCCAUCAACAACGCCUAAACCACAAUCUACCACGUAUAAUCCACGUACACCAACUACAACUGUUACACCAAAUAUGGAUUGUUUCCCAUUAGCAAGACAGAAACGAAGUCCUUCCUCAGCAACUGAGUACUUGUCACAUUUACCGGAAAACUGCUCACCAGCAGAAUAUUUAAAGGGUGCUAUUGCUGAGAUGAAAGCUGGCUUAGUGCCAACGGAUUCUGAUUCCAAAGAAGACAAGCAUACAUCAGUACCUGUCUCUAUCUCUAGACAUCCAGCAAUUGCUAUUGAACAUCGAUCUAUUAUCACCAGUAAUGAUAACAAAGGAGAUAACGCUAAUCACAGCCAGUUUUCCUUAACAAAAAGUCAACUUCCGAAAUUAUGUCAAGAGUUUGAAUGGGAUGGACCAAAUUAUGUCUAUAAUCAUUCACUCUCAACAAAAGUACCGUAUUGUUAUAAGUAUGUAGCAAAUAUGGAUGAAGAGAGUGACAAUUUAACAAAAAUAACGCAAAAAAGUGCACGUGAAAAAUGUCGCUUUUACGGAGCUCAAUCUGAUGGAACAGCAGAUUUGGUUUCUAUUCAUUCUGAUGAUGAAAAUGAAGACUUAAAAAGUACACUGUCAUUUUUUGGCUGGAAAUCAGCGUGGAUCGGUUUAGCUUAUGAAAAAUCACGCAGCAUUUGGCGAUGGAUUGAUGGAACAACACUGACCUUCUCAAAACUUUCCCUUCGAGAUCCGGAGCAGCAUUGUGCAGUAAUACUCUCAGAUGGCUCAUGGGUUUCAGAAUACUGCAAAAGCAAUGCUGUAUCACAUUUUAUUUGUAAGAAACGAGCAAUUUAA